Molecule: messenger RNA, 831 nt
Organism: Lactuca saligna
Lineage: Eukaryota; Viridiplantae; Streptophyta; Magnoliopsida; Asterales; Asteraceae
Source: the annotation of a GenBank genome assembly
ACGCUUUCGAUCUUAGCAUAUACAUACGCAAUGGCAGAAAUUCAAACGACCACCUAUGACAUCGUCAUCUUCGGAGCAUCUGGUUUCACAGGCAAGCACGUAGUUAGAGAAGCUCUCAAAUUUCUUUCACCGAAAUUCGCCGCUCAAAUCACUUGCCUUAGCCGGUCGGAACCUCUCAAAACUCUCCGAAACACUAAAAUGGGCUUCCAAAUCUCCCCCCACCCUCCCCCUCCUCGUUGCUGACACCUCUGACACAUCCUCUCUCCGCCGCAUGGCUCCCAAGCUAAGCUUGUCCUUAACUGCGUUGGCCCUUUUCGCCUUCACGGUGACCCAGUCGUCGAUGCAUGUGUUGAAGCCGGAUGUGAUUAUUUAGAUAUUUGUGGUGAGCCGGAGUUCAUGGAGAGGAUAGAGGCCGUUUACCAUGAGAAGGCGGUGGAGACCGGCAGCUUGGUGAUUUCAGCUUGUGGGUUUGUUUCUAUUGCAGCCGAAUUCGGGUUCAUGUUCAAUUCCAGGCAAUGGGUUUCGCCGGCAGCUCCUAAUCGGGUUCAGGCCUAUCUACAACUUAAAAGGACAGUUGCAAAUUUUGCCACGUAUGAAUCUGCAGUUUUGGGGUUCGCUAAUGCUGAUAACCUCAACAAGUUGCGACGAUCAGGACGCAGAAGAGCUCGACCUUCUAUUCCUGGUUAUGCUCCUACAAAAGGAUCGAUCAUAGAAUACCAGAAACAGCUCGGACUUUGGGCCCCUGAAUCUCGCAUCCGCCGAUGCCACUGUUGUUCGGAGAACACUCUCGAUCCUUGCAGAAAAUCCCACUGGUCUUCAUGGAGUGAAUGA